AUGUCAUCGAGCUUUUUACCCGGGAAUGAGGACCCGGAAGUAGAGGUUCCUAUCUUUGACGACAAUGAGUCGCUGGCGGGCUUGGUUCAAAAAAUCUCAAACUAUCUCAUCCAGGUCAUUCCACUCGUGCCACAUACAUUCGACCAAAUGAGAACGUCAUUAGCUGGAUAUCCGCUGCGGCCACUGAUAACGUCCUUGUCCGAAAAUGCCCACAAUCAGAAAAUCAUUUGCGCUUUAAUGAUCGCAAAGUACCAAUUUUCCAACGUUUCUGAAGACGACUGGGGUCUCAAUGAGAGCCGUGGAUACGCAUGCGAGUAUGUCGCAUGGCAAUUCUUGACCUAUCUCUCUCAUCGCGAAAUAAUAGACUUCUUGCUACGCGAGCUUCCCUCGCCAAGAAAGAAUUCAUCAGCCUUGGCUGCAGCAGAGAGCGGCUCUGCUGGGUUUGCACGGUCAACGGGAUACUGCAGUCCUAUGAUCGAUGAGCGAACACCAUUACUUGCAGGAUCUUCUCUCAACAGUCGCUUCGUGGGCCGUUCUGGAAAAGAGACGCAAGCUAGCACAAACACGCCUGAGGAUGUGUGCAUUUUCGAGCAGUUUUCCCUGUUUGCUGGGCUGAAUGCGCUCGAGAUCGCAACCAUAGCACAUGCAAAGAAGUUUCUCAGCCAAAAUGUCGUACAAAGAAUCAUCGAUGACAUAUGGAACGGAGAGGUUAUUUUCUGGGAUACUCUCAGCCUUCAUUCUACGAAAGAGCCGAAAAUUUUCAACAGAAGGAAUACGGACCCUUACUCUCGAUUAAGAGUUCCAGCAUAUCGAAAAGCUUUCGAGGCAAUCUUCUUUGUCUCCUUUCUAGCAUUAUAUUACGCGGUAAUGGUCGAAAGGGAUCCUAACGAAAUUAGUUUGCUCGAAGCUUUGAUGUAUAUCUGGAUUGCAGCCUUUUCUUAUGACGAGCUGAGCGGCAUCACCGAUGCAGGGAUGGCAUUUUAUCAAAUGGAUUCUUGGAGAAUUUGGAACAUGGGGAUUAUCGGAACCGGUCUUGCAUUUGUCAUUACGCGUGAGAUUUGUUCCCUCGUGAGCUUGCAUGGUUACUUUGGCACCCUUACAAAAUCUUUUCUCAAAUUCAUGCCGGUGGUGAUUGUCUUGUACCUGGGCUUUUUGACGACCUUCACGAUGCUGGCCCGUGACCGACUGUCAUUGAGGCAAACGUCCUGGAUCUUGGUGAAGGUGUUCUUUGGGCUCGUUUUUAUCUGCAUGACGAACAUGCUCCUGAUCUCGUCGCUGGUCAGUCUGAUGACCAUGAGCAUGGAGGGAGUCAUGUCACAUGCUCGUGAGGAAUAUCUGUUCCAAUUAUCGAUCUACGUGUUGGAGAGCAGCAACUCCCGCCGCCUAACAUACUUCCUGCCGCCCUUGAACCUCAUCCCACUAUUUUUCCUACGCCCCUUACGCCUGUUCCUGUCCGCAGGCACCUCGCGCCGGGUGCGCAUUGUGCUGCUCAAAAUUACGCACUUCCCGUUUGUGGUUAUUAUCCUGGCGUACGAGGCUAGUCGACGAUACGCCUCUGGGAGUUUGCAGACAAACCAUUAUUCGGCCAUCCCCACGCUCCGAGGCCACCCCGCCGCGGCCCAAGCGCCGUCAUUGGCCUCUGGCAAGGAACGGAUCAGUGCGGGCUACGGCCCCGAAGCGCGCGGGUCCGAAUCCGUUCCCGCCGGACGUCCUGCUCGUCUGGCCGAGGCGAUCAACGAGGUGGAGAGACUGCGUAGCCAGGUCGAGCGAGUCGCUGCCACUCUGGCCCUCCAGCAACGGUCGCAGUGA
Messenger RNA from Paecilomyces variotii, 1809 nucleotides. RefSeq lists its product as hypothetical. The transcript is spliced from 11 exons. The coding region runs from base 1 to 1809 and encodes 602 amino acids. Lineage: Eukaryota; Fungi; Ascomycota; Eurotiomycetes; Eurotiales; Thermoascaceae. The record is from RefSeq and is a predicted model, not a curated record.